Messenger RNA from Jaculus jaculus (lesser Egyptian jerboa), 3213 nucleotides. RefSeq names its product protein tyrosine phosphatase non-receptor type 12 (gene Ptpn12). Bases 68 to 2416 code for a protein of 782 amino acids. The transcript is spliced from 18 exons. Gene Ontology annotation, cellular component: cytoplasm; nucleus. Gene Ontology annotation, molecular function: non-membrane spanning protein tyrosine phosphatase activity. NCBI's taxonomy places the organism in Eukaryota, Metazoa, Chordata, Mammalia, Rodentia, Dipodidae. The record is from RefSeq and is a predicted model, not a curated record. Gene Ontology annotation, biological process: peptidyl-tyrosine dephosphorylation.
CGAGCUGGGGAAGACGGAGCGCGCUCUGCGGGCGGGCCGGCGACCGCAGCCCGGGCGACGCGGGAGGAUGGAGCAAGUGGAGAUCCUGAGGAAAUUCAUCCAGAGGGUCCAGGCCAUGAAGAGUCCGGAUCACAAUGGGGAGGACAACUUCGCCCGGGACUUCAUGCGAUUAAGAAGAUUGUCUACCAAAUACAGAACAGAAAAGAUUUAUCCUACAGCCACUGGAGAAAAAGAAGAAAAUGUUAAAAAGAACAGAUAUAAGGACAUACUGCCAUUUGACCACAGCAGAGUUACGUUGACUUUGAAGACUCCUUCUCAAGAUUCAGACUACAUCAAUGCAAACUUUAUUAAGGGUGUCUAUGGGCCAAAAGCAUAUGUGGCAACCCAAGGACCAUUAGCAAAUACAGUAAUUGAUUUUUGGAGGAUGAUAUGGGAGUACAACGUUGUAAUAAUUGUAAUGGCCUGUCGGGAGUUUGAGAUGGGAAGGAAAAAGUGUGAGCGUUAUUGGCCUUUGAAUGGAGAAGACCCUAUAACAUUUGCACCAUUUAAAAUUUCUUGUGAAGAUGAGCAAGCAAGAACAGACUACUUUAUUAGGACUCUCUUACUUGAAUUUCAAAAUGAAUCUCGUAGACUCUAUCAGUUUCAUUAUGUGAACUGGCCAGACCAUGAUGUUCCUUCAUCAUUUGAUUCUAUUCUGGACAUGAUAAGCUUAAUGAGGAAAUACCAAGAACAUGAAGAUGUGCCUAUAUGUAUUCAUUGCAGUGCAGGCUGCGGAAGAACAGGUGCCAUUUGUGCGAUAGACUACACGUGGAACCUACUCAAAGCCGGGAAAAUACCAGAGGAAUUUAAUGUGUUUAAUUUAAUACAAGAAAUGAGAACACAAAGGCAUUCUGCAGUACAAACAAAGGAGCAGUAUGAGCUUGUUCACAGAGCCAUUGCCCAGCUUUUUGAAAAACAGCUACAACUGUAUGAAAUUCAUGGAAGCCAGGAUGUUGCUGAUGGAAAUGAAAUUACUACUGAAAAUAUGAUCAGCUCAACAGAUAGUGAAAAACAAGAUUCUCCUCCUCCCAAGCCUCCGAGAACUCGCAGUUGUCUUGUAGAAGGGGACGCUGAGGAAGAAAUACUGCAGCCACCAGAACCUCACCCAGUGCCGCCCAUCUUGACACCUUCUCCCCCUUCAGCCUUGCCAACGGUCACUACCGUGUGGCAGGAUAAUGACAGAUAUCACCCAAAGCCAGUGUUGCACAUGGUUUCAUCAGAACAGCAUCCAGCCGACCUCAACAGAAACUAUAAUAAGUCCGCAGAACUUACAGGGAAAAACGAAUCACCUGUUGAACAGAUAGAUAAAAAGUUGGAGCGAAAUCUAAGUUUUGAGAUUAAAAAAGUCCCUCUACAAGAGGGUCCAAAAAGUUUUGAUGGGAACACGCUCUUGAAUAGGGGACACGCAAUUAAAAUUAAGUCGACUUCAUCUUGCAUAACUGAUAAAAUCUCUAAGCCGCAGGAACCGAGUUCAGGUGACGCGAACCCCGAGGAAGCUCCUCAGAACUCCUGCGUGGACUGUGGCGCCGCACAGUCCCCCACAGCUCCUGUUAGUUCCCCAGAAGAACCCCUGCGGAAUCCAGACACACCCCCACGGCCAGACCGCUUGCCUCUCGAUCAGAAAGGACAGGUAACAUGGUCAUUUCGUGGACCUGAAAACCCCACGUCCAUAUCUGAUUCCUCUGAAGGCAGAUCCCCAGAUAACCAUUCGCCAGCUACAAAACCUGGGAGUUUAACACCAAACCCUACAACAGAAGUUGCGACCCGUGAUGCAGGGGCUUGUUGUAACAGUCCCCCGUUGUUCACGAGAGAGCCUCUCAGCUUUACCAACCCUCUCCACUCCGAUGACUCGGACUCCGAUGAAAGGACCUCCGAUGGUGCUGUGACCAAGAACGAAACUAGCAUUUCAACAGCAAGUGCCACCGUUUCUGCUGCCACGAGUACUGAAAGCAUUUCUGCUAGGAAAGUAGUACCAAUGUCCAUUGCUAGGCAUGGUUUGGCAGGAACAAUAUAUUCAGGUGCUGAAAAAGAUGUUGAUGUUAAUGAAGAUUCACCUCCUCCCCUUCCUGAGCGAACUCCUGAAUCUUUCGUAUUAGCAAGUGAACAUGCUAUACCUACAAGAUCUGAAUGGAGUGAAUUUCAAAAUCAGGAAUGGUCUGAGCAAAGAGAGUCUGAAGGUUUGAUAACCGCUGAAAAUGGAAAAUGUGGUCGUCUGGAAGGAAGUAUUCACACUGAAACUUGGACAGAAUGUCCAUCUGCUGUCAUUGACAAGAAAGAUCAAGUAACAGAAGGUCUGACAGAGGCCACGGAGAUUGGCUUCGGUAAUCGCUGUGGAAAACCCAAAGGACCAAGAGACCCACCUUCAGAAUGGACGUGACUCGGGGUUGACAGACACUUUAAAUUAUACUGGAAAAAUCAAGUGCCACCGAAAACCAGAUUUAUAGUAUUCCAUCUUCAAAAUGUGGAGCUCACAGCAGUGUAGAUUGUUACCUUGAUGUUUUUUGGUGGGGCCAUCUACCUGCCUUCUACUAUACUUAGGAAAAAGUAUUACACAUGGUUUAUUUUGUAACUUCAAGUAUUAUUGCCUUAAUGUCUCUUAACCCUGUUACACGCUGCUUGUAGACCUGUUAAUAUAGUAAUACUUUUAUGACAAAUUGAGUUUAAGGACUACUUUUCCGCUGUUUUAUCAUGUAUGCAUUAUUUUGUAUAUGUACAGGGCAAGUCGGUAUAUAAUUUGAUAAAGUCACAGUCAUAAAAUAUUAUUAACAGAAGAUGUAAGAAAUUUCUGCAUGUUCUAAAUCUUUGUGUACCUUGUUUGUAAAUAUAUUUGCCCUGAAGUUUUAGAAAAUAGUUUCUGAAUUUUAAAAUUGCUGGAUUCAUGCAGCCAGCAUCACAGGUUGUCAGAGAUCAAAGAUUGUAAUAAUAAUACAUUUUGUAAAUUGUAAGCAAAAAAGUUAUUUUUAUAUUAUAUACUGUCUAAUUGUUCAUCCUAAUGGUUCUUGUUUUCACCUAGUCAUGGAGAUUCAGUAAGUGCCUUGGAACAAUAUUGAAUUCUCUUAGCUCGUGUGUGUUCCUUUAAUAUUUGAACUCAACCAGGAUUAGAAGACUAUCAGAACGAACAUAUAUAUGUUUCAGGACAUUUGACCUGCCAUUAAAGAACAGAACAAAACAGUU